AUGGCUAGGAAGUGCUCAAGUUGUGGAAACAACGGCCACAACUCCAGGACAUGCAGUGGCAAUACAGGCAUGGAGGACAGUAGUAUCGGUGGGGAUUCAACUUGUUGUGGCCUGAGGCUAUUUGGGGUGCAGCUCCAGGUAGGUUCAUCUUCUUCUCUGAAGAAAUGCCUCAGCAUGAAGUGCUUGUCACCGGCAACCUAUUAUGGAGCUACUGCUGUGUUGAGCACAUCGCCUUCGGUGUCGCCGCCGUCUUCACUUGUCUCCAUAGAGGAGACCACCGAGCAAUUCUCCGGCGGAGAUCUGUCCGAUGGCCUCGUAGCCAGAGUUCAGGAAAGGAAGAAAGGAGUUCCAUGGACAGAGGAAGAGCACCGGAUGUUCCUUGUUGGCCUUGAAAAUCUUGGGAAAGGCGACUGGCGGGGAAUUUCCCGACACUUCGUCGUGUCACGGACUCCAACGCAGGUGGCCAGCCAUGCACAGAAGUACUUCCUGAGGCAGUGUAGCCUCACGCAGAAGAAGAGGAGAUCCGGCCUCUUUGAUGCGGUGGAAGGUGCCAAGAAGUCUGCAAUAGUAAGGACAUCAGUAUUAUCUGAAGUGCAAUUGAAGGAGGCUGUUCGGCCUCCUCCAUUCCUGAAUUUAUUGAGCAAUGCAUCGACAGGUAGUGAUGGUGUUGCUUCACAGGCCCGUUGUUCCUCCCUAAGCUUGAUGGCUCAACCUCAGGUUCACCUUAAGAUGGCUGACCUCGAGCUAAAGAUGUCGACAUCCCGGUUAUCCGACCAAGCUGGCCCGUCACCGAGCACUCCUUUAUUUGGAACAAUCAGGGUUACCUAA
Lolium rigidum is the source of this 828-nucleotide messenger RNA. Its product is annotated as transcription factor MYBS3-like. Gene Ontology annotation, biological process: response to ethylene; response to gibberellin; response to auxin. The transcript is spliced from 3 exons. Bases 1 to 828 code for a protein of 275 amino acids. Gene Ontology annotation, molecular function: DNA binding; zinc ion binding. The record is from RefSeq and is a predicted model, not a curated record. NCBI's taxonomy places the organism in Eukaryota, Viridiplantae, Streptophyta, Magnoliopsida, Poales, Poaceae.